AGAUGGCGAAAGUGUGAAGGUGAAACAUGGCGGCAGUCUUAGUUAGUAAGUUAAUGAUAAAUAGCUUAACACCGAAAUACUUUGGAAUUUGCAGAGCGUUAAGAUCUGUAGAAUGGCGGUUAUCACCAUUUCGUUUUUCCAAACAUUGGAUUCACAGAAGUUUUCAGUGUUUAGGAGUAAAAGGACUAGAAAUAAAGAUGCCAUCACUUUCCCCAACUAUGACGGAAGGAACUAUAAUCAAGUGGAUGAAAAAUGAAGGAGAUUCUGUAAUGGCAGGAGACCUAAUUUGUGAAAUUCAAACUGAUAAGGCUGUCGUUGGAUAUGAAGUAGAUGAUGAUGGAACUCUCGCAAAAAUUCUGAUUCCAGCAGACACUAAGGACAUUAAGGUUGGGACCUGUAUUGCUUUGAUGGUCAGUGAAGGUGAAGACUGGAAGGAUGUAGAAAUUCCUGAUGUAGGAACUCAAGACACAUCUUCAACCAGUGAAACAACAACAACUGUUAAAACAACAGACCCUGAACCUCCCAGGAAACUUGCAACUUCUCCAAAGGUCUCUAAGCUAAGUAUGAUAGGACCUGCAGUAAGAGGAUUACUUGAGCUUUACGGACUUGAAUCUAGUCAAGUACCUCCUUCUGGUCCACACGAUAACAUUAUAAAGGGUGAUGUACUGGAAUAUAUAAAGAAGCAGAACUUGAAACCUAAGGCACCAACAGAAACCAGUCCUGUAGUUAAAGCUACUUUGCCCCCUCGGAAAAUGAUGGCACCCCCUAGUGGGAGGGAAGAAGAGUAUGUAGACAUCCCAUUGACUGAUUCAAAGUCAACUAUUGCCAAUGCAUUAGCAUGGUCUAAGAAAACAAUUCCUCAUUCUUACAUGAAUAUCGAUUGUUAUAUAGGAAAAUUGAACGAAUUGUGCAAGAAAUUUAAAGAUGAAGGUGUCGAGGUGACUGUUAAUGAAUGUAUCAUUAAGGCUGUUGCUGCUACUAUACAGUCUGUUCCAGAAGUCAAUGUAACCUGGACUGGAGAAAGUGUACAGGUGCUGCCAUCUAUAAACAUUUCCUUCAAUGUGUCCACAGCAUUUGGAAUGGUCACCCCAACUCUGAGGAAUGUCAGCAGUAUGGGUAUUGAAGAUAUAGUAGAUAGUGUAAAGGAACUGUCGGAUAAAGCUCGUAAAGGGACACUUGAGCCACAUGACACUACUGAUGGGUCAUUCAGCAUCUCCAGUGUAGACGUAGAGGGCGUGAGAGAACUAAUUGACAUAGUUAACACCCACCAAGCAGCAAUCUUGGGAAUCGGAUCAACACAGCUUGGUCUUGGUGAGGACGGACAACCCGAAGCCACGAUCACCGUCUCUUUGUCGUAUGAUGGACGAGCUGUAGAUGAUGAAGUUGCCGCCAGAUUUCUCCAGCUACUCAGACAAAAUCUGGAAAAUCCUUUGUUGAUAAUAGCAUCCCCUCCAUCUAAUCAAAUAUCAGCGUCAAUUCUGUAGCACGUUGUUUUGGGAUUCAUUCAAAGGAAUGUAAAGUAAUCUCAGAUUUAUAAAUACUUGAUCACAUCAGCUGCUUGUGGUAUACGAAAACCUGAUUCAGGUGUCUGUCACAUUAUAUUCUGUACCUAUCGGGUCAGAUAUGAUUUCAUUGUUUGAAGAAAUAGUUAAUCUAAACUUAGGAUUUUGUUGUAUUAAGACUAACGUAUUUUCUGUAUGCUAAGAUGAAAAGAAAUGACAAUCUCUUUCCAACCCUUUCCCAUCUAAUGCUGUCCUCUGAGUAAAUCUAUCAGACAGUUAAUGUGUAAAAUAAUUGAAAGGAGAUGUUCGUAAACAUAAUUAGUGAACUCUGAGACAGUGUCUUGAAAGCUACUAAUCAGUGUAAAUAUAAGCCAAACAAGGAGUAACAUAGUGUAGUAUACUGUUUCAACUUUCAGUUAUCAGUUGUUCCUAGUUGUGGUGGUGUUGAAGGGAUUAAUAAUUGAAGAUAAUGCUAACAGUUUGAUUUUACGUGUAUAGUUGAAUUUAUAAAUUUUGAAGUUAACACUUGAUUUAAAACACGUUUUUGUAAUCAAACUAACAAGAUUAAUUACUGCAUGUUUCCAUAAUACAUAACUCUCUCUAACAUUAUAUGGUCCUUCAGAAUUUGCCAAGAGUUUUUGAGGUAUCCAGAUGUGCUUAUCAUUUAACUUCACUAUUAACUUAUAAAAAUUAAUUAAAAAAAAAGUAAAAUACAAAAUCUUAAAGUUUACCUUAAAUAUUUAAUCAUGUAAAAGUUUUUUUAAAGGUAAUUCAAAAUUGGCAACAGUAGAAUAUUUUUGGUGUUGUAAUUAAUGUAGCUAUAGAUUUAUUUCUUUUGAACAGUUCAUAUCCUGUUAAUAUUAUUGUGUUUGCUACACCUGAUUUUUAGGUCUAAAGGCUAGUCAUUUUCCUUGUAGUUUCUUAAAUUGGUGAUGAAAAUCAAAACCAAUCUUUCCUAAAGUUUCGGAUAUUCAGUUAUUUUGGUACAACUUGAAAGAUAUAUUAUUUAAACACAGUUCAUUAAAGAAUUGUGGUACAGAAGUGUUUUAUAAAAUAAAAGAUAAUUGGUAUUUUACAGUUUUGUAAACAACGUUUAACAUUAUGAUUUUUUUUUGGCUAUUAUAUACGUGAUUGUUAGAAAAUACUUGAUGGAAAAAUAUGUACUGUUUGAAAACUUACAAAUACAGGGCGUAAUACAAUUGGACAUUUUUUUUAUUAAGACAAGAAGGAAUGCAUCACCAUAAUUGUUCACAUUAUCAUAGAAUUACCUAACUUUAUAUUCAUAUAUUUAUGUGACUUGUUUCGUAUUUCAAGCAAAUAAUGUGAAAUAAGAUAUUUUAGUAACACUCUAGAGUCAAAAGUGAAUUAUUACAAAUAAUGUCUUACAUUAAGUUUCUAAAGCCCCCUCAGUAAGUCUGUAGGUUUAUAAUGCUUGAAUUUUAGUUUUGAUACCAGCAGUAGGCAGAGCACGGAUAACUUAUUAUGCAGCAUUGUGCUUUCCAAAAUCCUAGAAUCUUUGGCAAGUAUUCAAGUAUUUUAACUUAGUUGUUUAUGGAGUAGAGCAUCAUAUUCUUAAUUUAAAAACGUGUGUAUUUCUUCAGUUUUGGAUUGGAUACUUAUGGGCAUUGUGUCACAUUUCAAGUCAAUAUUAUUGAAUGGAGUAUAUUGCAAGCUUUGUAAAAUGUAUGAUUACAUAGAAAAAUUUUCUUGUUUUUUCCUGUUUGAAAUCAUUCUUCUAUGCAAGUUAAAAUAUUUUAACACAUUGUUUGUGCUGAAAGUUAACACCUCUAGAGGAUCACUCUGGGUCAGACAGUACUCUAAGAAACACAAUAUUAUUUCAUAAGAAUUAUUUCAAUAAUUAUUAUCACUGGAGAGAAGAUUGAUCAGUUUAAUUUGGAAGUGCAUGUUUUUCCAUAAUUUAGAAAAUGCAACUCAAAUAAAAAAAAAAGAAAAACUUAAACAGGUGCUAAAGGUACUGUUUAUAAAGCGCGCACACACACACACACACACAAUAUAUAUAUAUAUAUAUAUAUAAAUGAAUUAUAUCAAUAUCACCAUUACCAGUUUGCCCCUGAUGGAGUAAGGUCCACAUUUCAAUAGUCCUUGAAUUAUAGGGUUUCGUAUUUUUGUCUUAAAUGAUUUUUUUAAACCUACUUUUUCCUAACAUCAUCUAUGAUAAGAAAAAAGAUGUAGGAGAGAUAAAGGAAAAGAAUUUCACGUGUAUUUUUAACAAACUGUCAAAAGGACAAUUUGUUAUUAAUAAAUAUAUUUUGAAAAAAGUAAUAAAUAUCACAAACUGGCAACUUUUCUGGACUUACACAACUUUUUUCCUGAGACCCUAUUUACAAUGACUAAAGUAUAAUAAUCUCUUUAAAAAAAAACCUCUAAUAAUAAAACAGUUAAACAUAUUUAAAAUGUGUACAUAACAAAAUGUUUGAUACAUUUUUAAACCAAGAACACUAAAGAUUAUAAUUAUAUCACAAGAUCUGAUGUUACCAAGCAUCUGUUUUCAAACUGAAUAACCUCAAAGUAAUCAUUCCAGACUGUUAACUUUAUUUCCCAAUAAAGCUGUAUCAUGCAACUAAUGCUAUGAAUUUAACCACAGUUUAAUGGUCACAAUUAUAGGAUUUGUUUUAGCACAAAGAUGCAUAAUGACCUAUCUGAAUUGUGUCCAUCUCAAGGAUUGAACACUGGAUUCUAUUGUUUUAAGCCCUCAAAGUUACUGCUGACCUACCAAGGGACGACAGAUAUUACAAAUAUGUGAACUUUCAUUUCCUCGAACAUUGUGUUCUGUAGUUUCAUUUUGAGUUUACUAACUGAUUAUAAGUAUUAUUUUAUUACAAGUUACACUUUUACAGUAAGUAAGAUUUGUUUUUUUGAACAGGUACAACGUUUCAAUCACUGGUGCGAUCAUUCUCAAGUACACAAGUUUUGAUGGUAAAGAAGAUUUUAGCGUAAAACCUAAUACCUUACGCUAAUACCUUCUUUACUAUUAAAACUAUUAUAAGCUUGUCAGUAGCUAGUAGUACAUCAGCAACAAUUAUCUUAAUGUUUUGAUUUACCCAUUUCACAUUUGCACGCAUAUAUAAUAUAUAUAUAUAUAUAUAUAUACACAAAAAUUUGAAUUUACAAAACUAAGUGUGUGCAACAUGUGCAGAGUUACCUUGAAACAAAAGUAAUAUUGAAACUGUUGUAUAGUUUUCCCUCUAAUUGUGCAACAAGUUAACAUCUGAAAUUUAAAAGAUCAAAACAAAUUAUGAUUAAAACUUAAUUCAUUUUCGCAGCAACUGUUAAACCCAAAGGUGUUUUAACAAAUUACGCACGAGUAAUUUCUGUCCACAUUUAAGAACUGCUCAUAUCAAAGGUUACCCUUAUGCACAAAGGUUACCCUUAUGCAUCCUCCUACCAUUACCUUUGUUUUAAACUCACUCAUAUGAAGAAAUGUUUAGAAAAGAAAGAUUUAGUAAUAAUAAACUAAUAAGCAGUAUACCUCAUGAAUGUUUCUAAAUUGUUUUGUUACAUUUUAUUGUAUAAUCAAGCGUUGUACAUUGUUCAAGUACUAAAGAAAUCAGUAGGAAGUUAAUAAAACAUUAAAA
This is a messenger RNA of Limulus polyphemus (Atlantic horseshoe crab), 5098 nucleotides long. Its product is annotated as pyruvate dehydrogenase protein X component, mitochondrial-like. Gene Ontology annotation, molecular function: acyltransferase activity. Gene Ontology annotation, cellular component: pyruvate dehydrogenase complex; mitochondrion. The transcript has 11 exons. Bases 27 to 1484 code for a protein of 485 amino acids. The record is from RefSeq and is a predicted model, not a curated record. Gene Ontology annotation, biological process: pyruvate decarboxylation to acetyl-CoA. NCBI's taxonomy places the organism in Eukaryota, Metazoa, Arthropoda, Merostomata, Xiphosura, Limulidae.